Lichtheimia ornata is the source of this 444-nucleotide messenger RNA. RefSeq lists its product as uncharacterized. Bases 1 to 444 code for a protein of 147 amino acids. NCBI's taxonomy places the organism in Eukaryota, Fungi, Mucoromycota, Mucoromycetes, Mucorales, Lichtheimiaceae. The record is from RefSeq and is a predicted model, not a curated record. The transcript is spliced from 3 exons.
AUGGAAGACCUCUUUUGGGUGAAUCUCUCUUGCUUGCUUGAAGAACGCUCAUUAGCACUCUUGAAAUGGGCUCAGUUUGACAUGGCUUUACGCGACACGAAUGCCAUUCUGACACUUGACCCGACAUUAGCCCUUGAUUACCGGUCAUACUUAUCUUACUGUGGCCGACAACAAAAAGUGAUUGAGGUGUUUGAACAAGAUCUCAAUAUCGAAUCGGGAAUGGAUGAUGAUGAACGACAACACUAUCAGUAUUUGUUGGAUGCAGCGAUGAUACAACAAAAAGAUGUCGAUUUACCGUUCCCCGUAGUAUCCACCAGCAUUGUACCGUUAUUGAUGGAUGAUGAACGGUGCAACCUAAGAAGAUCAUGUCCGUAUCCACAAGUUUCAAAGAGUUUUCGAAGAGUUGGCGUGAACGAUUUGGACAUGACAAGCUGUGCUAUGUGA